GCCCCGCCCCCUCAGCUCCACCCAUUGGCUCUCUGCACCGCUGCUGUCCCGUCCCUCCAGGGCCUAGAGUACUACGUCCCGACCUCCUCGGCGCCUCUGCGGCUGCUAGUCAGGCAAUCUGUUGGGCACUCCAAGCGCGGGGUCCUCGCGGCCUUCUCUGCUGCUUCAGCUUCGGUUCCGAGAGGACCCGGCACCGACUCACUGACUUGCCUAGGUGUCGGGAAAAUGAUCCACAGUCUGUUUCUCAUCAACUGCUCUGGGGAUAUAUUUCUAGAAAAACACUGGAAGAGCGUUGUAAGCCAGUCUGUGUGUGACUAUUUCUUUGAAGCUCAGGAGAAAGCUGCUGACGUUGAGAAUGUGCCACCUGUCAUUUCAACUCCUCACCACUACCUCAUCAGUAUCUAUCGGGAGAAGCUCUUCUUUGUGUCUGUCAUACAGACAGAAGUGCCACCUCUCUUCGUAAUUGAGUUUCUCCAUCGAGUUGCUGACACUUUUCAGGACUACUUUGGUGAGUGUUCAGAGGCUGCAAUUAAGGAUAAUGUGGUCAUUGUAUAUGAGCUCUUGGAAGAAAUGUUAGACAAUGGAUUCCCACUGGCUACUGAAUCUAACAUUUUGAAAGAACUGAUUAAGCCUCCAACAAUUCUACGUUCUGUCGUCAAUUCUAUUACAGGCAGUAGUAAUGUUGGGGAUACACUCCCCACGGGGCAGCUGUCCAAUAUCCCAUGGCGUCGAGCAGGAGUAAAGUACACGAACAAUGAAGCCUAUUUUGAUGUGGUUGAAGAGAUAGAUGCAAUUAUAGAUAAAUCAGGAUCUACAGUCUUUGCAGAAAUUCAAGGGGUCAUUGAUGCUUGCAUUAAGCUGUCCGGAAUGCCUGAUCUCUCUCUCUCUUUCAUGAACCCAAGGCUUCUAGAUGAUGUCAGCUUCCACCCGUGCAUCCGGUUCAAACGUUGGGAAUCUGAAAGAGUUUUGUCAUUUAUUCCUCCAGAUGGAAAUUUCCGACUCAUAUCAUACCGUGUCAGCUCACAAAAUCUAGUGGCAAUACCAGUGUAUGUGAAACACAGUAUCAGCUUUAAGGAAAACAGUUCUUGUGGCAGAUUUGAUAUAACAAUUGGACCAAAACAGAAUAUGGGGAAAACUAUCGAAGGAAUCACAGUGACUGUUCACAUGCCAAAAGUUGUGCUGAAUAUGAACCUGACACCAACACAAGGCAGCUAUACAUUUGAUCCAGUCACCAAGGUACUAGCAUGGGAUGUGGGGAAAAUUACUCCACAAAAGCUCCCAAGUCUUAAAGGACUGGUAAAUUUACAGUCAGGAGCACCCAAGCCAGAAGAGAAUCCAAGCCUCAACAUACAGUUCAAGAUCCAGCAGCUUGCUAUUUCCGGCUUAAAAGUGAACCGCUUAGACAUGUAUGGUGAGAAAUACAAGCCAUUCAAAGGAGUCAAAUACGUCACAAAAGCUGGGAAGUUCCAAGUGAGGACAUGAGAAGAGGCCAGACUUCCUCAAGAUCAGUUUGUUUUCAAGUGUCAUUACAGUUUAUUACUAUUAGGUACCAAGUGGGUGGGAAUACGUAUUCAAGCUACACUGCUAACAAAGUUGCUUAGUAAUCAAUGUCGUGUUCUUAAGGAGCUUAAGUUAAGGAACGUUUUCUAAAGACUUAGCUUAUUUUGUAUCUUUUCACUUAGGAAAAGAUGUAGGUGAUUUCUUCCAUGGGGGCUACCAGCUGAAUGCUGCACAUUAUCAGUCAAGGCAGAAGGCUAUGGUGAUCCCUCUCUCCUAAAGCAUGUGAACUGGUCUCUUCCACCAGCAGGAACUGUCUCAUUCCGUGACGUGUCAGGUGCAGCCAGGUGUCACACCUUCUGAUCUUAGCCAUCUCAAUCAGUGUCUGUCCCAAGAGAGGAGAUUGUCCCACCCAAGAAGUUUACAGAAAACUGCCUCUUGAAGUGUUUGCCUUACUCAGCUUUUCACUUGUGCCAUUAAGCAAGCACUGUAGCAAAAGCCACUUCCACAUGGCCCUGGCAGGGAGCAUCGCAGCUCCAUGCUCCAUUCUCACUGUACUUGGUAUUAUAUUUUUUAUAAAUAAGAUUUUUAUGUAAAGCUCAGAUUUUGAUUUACAAGGACCUUGCUGCAGUAAAUAUACCAUCAAUCUUGUGCCACCAGUCCAGCUGUUAGAUAGCACAGUCAAAUCAUUUGCAUCAAAGGGCAAAUACUUUUAGAUAAUGAAAGGGAACUCUACUGCUGUUAGGAAGUUAUUGCAGGCACAAGUGUUUGUGCUUGUAAACAAUUAAAGUAGUAAAAGAUAAUUAAGCAGAACCUUUGUUUUAUUAAAAAAAAAAAAAGACCUCAUGUUUUAUUAAAGCUUUAUCUAAUGACACUCUAACCUAGUUAGCCUGAAAUCUUCAUACCCUAGUUCAGCAAAGGGGGAGAAACGUGUUUCGCUACUGCUUCUUUCUUUUCAAUCUUUUACCUUUUUGUGCUUAGAUAGUUGAAUUUGCCUGUAUGCCCUCUAUCUGGGGAGCACCUCUUCACCGUAUGUAUAUCCCAAGGCCAUUGUGGUAGACACAUUCCCCCAAACUAUUGUCAAAAUGUGACUGAAGCACCUAGUGUCGCUGCUGUAUACAUGGAAGAACAUUAUACUGAAGGUCAAAAUCCUCAGUAACGAUUUAUACCAAUUGAUCCUUAUACUUGGAAAGUCAAUCUGUGUCUUGUUUUAUUCUGCAUCUUUGAUUUGGAAAUCCUGUGCAAUGAUUUUGCCUCAUUACACAUAAAAUGAAGGAAGGCUAAAAGUUAAGACAAAAGUGCUUGCUCUUCCUAGUCCCCUUGUUUUCCUUUAGAUUACUCGUGUUGUCCUUUCUUUCAUCUUUCCUUUACAUGCUAAGUCUGUGUCGUAUGCUUACUCCUUAUUGGAGUACUGACGAUACAGUAGCGCUGUCACUUUGCCUCAUCUAAUAAGAAAGGCAACUGUUGCAACUUCAAAUAGAAAUUUCUUGAGUAACCAAUCUCAGAUUGGCGAUUUUUUUUUAAGUCAAAAUGAAAAAUAUCUAUUUCCUUUGACAAGAUUGGUUAUCUAGUUCCAGUAUCUUGUUCUUUUACCUCAAAAGCAAUCAUAAGCUUCAUUUUCUUCAUUCCUGUAUCUCACCAUCCCUCCAUACCCAGACUGUGCAACUUCCCUCUUGUGCAGUCUUGUCUAUCAAAGUAGAGCUUAUACCGAGUCUCUUCUCGCCAAGAUUUUCUGCUAAAAUAACUAAGUAGACUGUGUUCUUUUACAGUUAAAUUAUUGUAUUUAUUUUGACAGAACCCAGUAAGCCCUUUCUCUAGCUCUGGCUAUAAUGUCAAUAAAAACAUGAAAGCAACA
Molecule: messenger RNA, 3352 nt
Organism: Psammomys obesus (fat sand rat)
Lineage: Eukaryota; Metazoa; Chordata; Mammalia; Rodentia; Muridae
Gene: Ap3m1
Product: adaptor related protein complex 3 subunit mu 1
Exons: 10
Coding region: 226-1482 (418 amino acids)
Biological process (GO): endocytosis; intracellular protein transport
Cellular component (GO): clathrin adaptor complex; cytoplasmic vesicle
Source: RefSeq, a predicted model, not a curated record